AAUUCCCAGAGGGUAGCGGGGCCAUUGCAGCUGCGCAGUGCUGUCUGUGACGUUGCGGUCAAGCGGCCGUAAAGUGAGAGCUCUCCCGUUGCCUGAGGCAAAGCCCUUCAUUUUACGGCACGAUGGCGAUCUCCAGGGCGACGGCCCUGGUAACGCGCUAUCUUCGGGCCGGCUGCACUCCGAGCGGGGUCCGGUCUUGGCGUCGGCUACUGCUACCGCCGCUGCGGGAACCGGGCCGUGGCGCUGUCCCCAACAGAUCCGCGUUGGGGCCUGGGGGGCAGCCGCUGCUGCGAAGCGUCUGUCAGGCCCUGGCGCCCGCUCGUGGGUCGCUGCAGCUCCGGCCUCCCGCCGCUGGGGGCCGCUGGCUACAGGCCUCCGAGCUGCACAUCCGGCAUCCCGCCGCCGGGGGCCGCUGGCUACAGACCUCCGAGCUGCACAUCCAGCCUCCCACCGCUUGGGGCCGCAGGCUGCGGGUCUCCGAGCUGCAGCUCCGCAGUGCGGCCACAUGGUGGAGCUUCGAGCUACUACCUCGGCUGCAGUUGGAGGCUGUGGCCACAGGGAGGCGAUCACAGAAAGGCGAGGAUCAGGGAGAAUGGGCACUGGGAACACUGGGCAGCUUCUGCACCCUGGCAGCUGCCCUGGUUUAUUGCUACAGCAGAUCAUCAGAGUCAGAUGGUCACUUGCUGCUUGAAGCCGCCCGUUUGAACAAUGCAUCCGAGGUCAACAGGUUGCUGGCCUCUGGUGUCUCCGCCUCUCAUCGGCACAAACUGGGUUGGACCCCACUGAUGGUUGCAGCAAUGAACAAGAACCACAGCGUGAUGAAGAUUCUGUUAGCAGCUGGAGCAGAUCCGAACCUUGGAGAUGGGUUCAGCAAUGUGUAUGAGGCAUCCAAGGAGAAACGCAUCCACUCUCUCGAGGUGCUAGUGACCAGAGAGGAUGAGUUCAGUAACCGGUUGAACACACGUGCCAGUUUCCGUGGCUGCACCGCACUGCACUAUGCCGUCCUGGCUGACGACUACCAGACAAUCCAGUUGCUGCUUGAGGCUGGUGCUAAUCCUUUACUGCAGAACGAAAUGGGACACACACCAGUGGACUACGCCAGAGAAGGACAGAUUAAAACACUACUGAAGGAGGCUGAGGUAAAGUACCAGGAAGAGCAAAGGAAGCGAGAGGCAGAGGAACGUAGACGGUUUCCUUUGGAGCAGAGACUGAAGGAACAUAUCAUUGGCCAGGAGACAGCCAUCGCAACUGUUGCAGCAGCCAUCCGAAGAAAGGAGAAUGGUUGGGCAGAUGAAGAGCACCCGCUAGUCUUCCUCUUCCUUGGAUCGUCUGGAAUUGGAAAAACUGAGCUGGCCAAACAGAUUGCAAAGUACUUGCACCAUGAUGUCAAAAAGAAAUUCAUAAGGAUGGACAUGUCGGAAUUCCAGGAAAAGCAUGAAGUUGCAAAGUUUAUUGGUUCCCCCCCUGGUUAUGUUGGACAUGAGGAAGGUGGUCAGCUCACCAAGAAGCUGAAACAGAGUCCGAACGGGGUAGUUUUGUUUGAUGAGGUGGAUAAAGCUCAUCCCGAUGUCCUGACCGUUAUGUUGCAACUCUUCGAUGAGGGAAGACUAACAGAUGGCAAAGGAAAGACCAUCGAGUGUAAGGAUGCAAUCUUCAUCAUGACCUCCAAUGUAGCCAGUGAGGAAAUAGCAGAGCAUGCCCUGCAGCUCAGACAGGAAGCCCAGGAGCUAGGCAAGAAACGCCUAGCUGAGAAUCUAGAUGAUGUGAUUCUGAGUGAGAAAGUGACCAUCUCCAAGCAAUUUAAAGAAAAUGUGAUCAGACCCAUUCUAAAGGCCCAUUUCCGGAGGGAUGAGUUUCUGGGCAGAAUCAAUGAGAUUGUUUACUUCCUUCCGUUUUGUCACUCGGAACUGAUUCAGCUGGUCAACAAGGAGUUAAUGUUUUGGGCCAAGAAGGCCAAACAACGACACAAUAUCAACCUGCAGUGGGACCGGGAGGUGAUGGAUGUAUUGGCGGAAGGAUACAAUUUGCACUACGGAGCGAGAUCCAUCAAGCACGAGGUGGAGCGCCGUGUUGUGAAUCAGCUGGCAGCUGCCUAUGAGCAGGAGCUUCUACCAAACGGCUGCACACUCCGCAUCGCAGUGGAAGGUUCAGGUGUAGGCACAGGGAGGGAGCAAGACCCGGAACACGGAGAGCUGGACUCCAAGGGAGCAAAGAUCAGGCUAGAGAUCGUGGAGAAGGACAACAAGUCCCGCAAGCUCAACAUCAGGGUUCCGCUCAAAGGAGACGAAGUGGCCCACAGGUUUUAGCACUCACCACAUAGGACCUAAAACUUAGCCAAGACUGACUCGUGCCAAAAUGACAAUAGCACGCCUCCUCCUCCUCUUCCCUUCCUCCGGUCUCUCCAUCCCUCACUGAAUUGUGCCUGUCACCUCCAUCCCUCUCCCUCAGCAUCCGUUGUACUGUGGUAUGGGGUCUUCAGGUUUAUUUUGAGUAUACCUUCCCCUCCCUGUCCACCACACAACAGCAAGUGCACCUUCCAGAGGAACUAGCCCAUGGGGGCUGAAAGGCCUCCUUCUCUUCCUGUGCAGCAUUUGUGAGGGGCUGAAUAGCCUCCAGUUCCUGGAAUUGCCAGAGAGCAGUCAUGAUAGUUAUUUAUUUUCCCCUUUUGUGUGCUUUGUGAGUGAUCCAGGGUUAAUGCAACUCAUUGUAACUCAACAUGGACAACGGGAAUUGGAAUGAGAAAACUGUGCAGCAUGAGUUACAAUAUCUCACCGAGAGAGAGAUACCUUGAAUCACUUUGUCUGUGUACAGCUGGAUGGUGGCAAGCAGAUGCCUUUUUUUUCUGAUUUGUCAAAUUAUAACUUGGACUUCAGACAUGCAA
Molecule: messenger RNA, 2881 nt
Organism: Chiloscyllium plagiosum (whitespotted bambooshark)
Lineage: Eukaryota; Metazoa; Chordata; Chondrichthyes; Orectolobiformes; Hemiscylliidae
Gene: clpb
Product: ClpB family mitochondrial disaggregase
Biological process (GO): cellular response to heat
Cellular component (GO): mitochondrion; cytoplasm
Molecular function (GO): ATP binding; ATP hydrolysis activity; protein binding
Source: RefSeq, a predicted model, not a curated record